Micropterus dolomieu (smallmouth bass) is the source of this 804-nucleotide messenger RNA. RefSeq names its product transmembrane protein 174 (gene tmem174). The transcript has 3 exons. The record is from RefSeq and is a predicted model, not a curated record. NCBI's taxonomy places the organism in Eukaryota, Metazoa, Chordata, Actinopteri, Centrarchiformes, Centrarchidae.
AUGUUGACAGGUCUGUUUUCUCAGAAGCACAUUAAAACUUCUAACCCUGUUCCACGCCCUUUUCAGUCAGACAUUUCGCUGGAUGGCGAGAAGGCUGGAGCCGUCCUGCUGUUCUCAGGAGUGUGUCUAGCCCUUGUGGGUGUCACUUUCACCGCCAUUGGCUGGCAUUACUACCUAGCCAACCCCAACUUUGAGUGGACCCAACUGGUGGGCCCCAUCUUGAUUGCUGUCGGAGGUACUUUCAUCCUUACCGGUGUCUGCAAGUUUGGGAUCAUUCCCUGCUGGCCCUGCAGACGGUGUGAUGAAGAGGUACUUGUAAUGCCAGUGAUGGAGCAUACCUCAACAGGACAUUCUUUUACAUUAAGCGGUAUAACGCAACCAACUUUGUUACAUGGUGCCACGACAAUGUUUUGUAUUCCACCUUUGUCUAACUUUAUAACCCAGGAUGUGCGCCAGAGCAUUGAUUCCCAGACUGGCAGGUCUGUGAAUGGCAUCCUUGCAGCCUUUCCUCCACAUGAUGUGUUCUGUGUGGAUAACUCAGCUCUCACAGCAGGAGAAGAAGGCAGCUCAGCUCACAGCACGGAAAUAGGCCACAGAAGACUCAGUUUCCCUGUCCCGAUGGAGGUCUGACGAGACGAACAUGCAAUAAUCUGCUCCAGUCGUCCAGAAUCAGCGGGCCUUCGGAGUCCAGGCUCGGUCCCGGGACUCUGUGGCUUUCAUCUCAAUGUGAGUCAGGAGUUGAUUCAAACAUGGAGUGAUUGGAGAAUUAACCCCUGGGACCCAGCUUUCAAUGGGCUCAGCUAA